Podarcis muralis (Common wall lizard) is the source of this 951-nucleotide messenger RNA. Its product is annotated as olfactory receptor 5AR1-like. Gene Ontology annotation, biological process: G protein-coupled receptor signaling pathway. NCBI's taxonomy places the organism in Eukaryota, Metazoa, Chordata, Lepidosauria, Squamata, Lacertidae. Gene Ontology annotation, molecular function: olfactory receptor activity; G protein-coupled receptor activity. The record is from RefSeq and is a predicted model, not a curated record. Gene Ontology annotation, cellular component: membrane.
CUUUUCCUAAAAAUGGUGAAUGAAAAUAGUACCACCGUCACCGAGUUCAUUCUCCAGGGCAUCUCAAACGAUCCAAGUAUGAAAGUCUUAUUCUUUGUGGUAUUCCUGAUCAUCUAUCUGGUCAAUGUUGUGGGAAACCUAGGCAUGAUCAUCUUGAUCACACUUGAUUCCCACCUUCACAAUCCUAUGUACUUCUUCCUCUGGCACCUGUCCUUCUGUGACAUCUCCUACUCAUCUGCCAUUGCCCCCAGAAUGCUCUCUGACUUGUUAUCUGAGAGCAGGACCAUCUCCUUCCCUGAAUGCACUGCCCAGUUCUACUUCUUUGCUGCCUUUGUGGGUGCCGAGUGCUACAUUUUAGCAGUGAUGGCCUAUGACCGCUAUGUGGCCAUCUGCAACCCAUUGCUUUAUUCCACUGCCAUGUCCAAGUCCCUCUGCAUCAGGCUCCUACUUGGCUCAUACAUUGCUGGCACAACUAGUGCCAUAAUAACCACAACAGCCACCUUCAGCCUGCAGUUCUGCAGUUCCAACCUCAUCAACCAUUUCUUCUGUGAUGUCCCUCCACUGCUGGCAAUCGCUUGUUCUGACACCCACAUUAAUGAGAUUUUGCUUUUUGCAUUUGCUGGAUUUGUUGAGCUGAGCUCCCUCUCCAUCAUCCUACUCUCUUACAUCUUCAUUUUAGCAGCUGUCCUGAGAAUGCCCUCAGGGAGACUCAAAGCCUUCUCCACCUGUGGGUCCCACUUCACAGGGGUCACUUUAUUUCAUGGGACUGUGAUUUUCAUGUAUCUCCGGCCCACUUCUGUCUAUGCCUUGGAACAAGACAAAUGGGCUUCUGUGUUCUACACUGUAGUGAUCCCCAUGCUCAAUCCUCUGAUCUACAGCUUGAGGAACAAAAAUGUUAAGGAAGCUUUCAGAAAACUCAUUAACAAGAAACUGAACUCUGUCUUAAACUAA